GCAAAAGAAAAGGUUAUGUAUGAAAAAGAAGCAAAACAGCAAGAAGAAAAGAUUGAAAAAAUGAAAGCUGAAGCAUGUGAUGAUUAUGGAAUUAAGAAGCAGAUUGAGAUUUUGCAAGAAUCACGCAUGAUGAUCCCAGACUGCCAACGCGCAGACUAGGUUGCACAUGCAGAUCUCGCGCAACUGUUAGAAAAUGAAAAAGAAUUGGAAGAAGCUGAAGAGUAUAAAGAAGCACGUUCCAUACUGGAGUCAGUGAAGCUGGAAGCUUAGAAGUUUUUCAGUACUCUCUUCAUAUGCAUUAGCAUUGGGCCCAUUCCACACUUCUGUUUGACCACAGCUCUCUCAAUAUUGUUGACUUGCUAAGGUUCCCUUUAUGCAAAUAACUUAGCCUUUCUCUAACUCCAAAAUGCCUUGAAUAAAGGAUGUUCUGAAACAGCUGUGUGUUCCAUAUUCAGGCAAAAUACAAAUAUUGCCAAUUCACCUCAAUUACAGAAAGAA
This is a messenger RNA of Tinamus guttatus (white-throated tinamou), 498 nucleotides long. It is a transcript of the gene TBCA, whose product is annotated as tubulin folding cofactor A. Gene Ontology annotation, cellular component: microtubule cytoskeleton; cytosol. Gene Ontology annotation, molecular function: beta-tubulin binding. The record is from RefSeq and is a predicted model, not a curated record. NCBI's taxonomy places the organism in Eukaryota, Metazoa, Chordata, Aves, Tinamiformes, Tinamidae. Gene Ontology annotation, biological process: post-chaperonin tubulin folding pathway; tubulin complex assembly.